Messenger RNA from Alternaria ethzedia, 684 nucleotides. RefSeq lists its product as uncharacterized. The coding region runs from base 1 to 684 and encodes 227 amino acids. The record is from RefSeq and is a predicted model, not a curated record. The transcript is spliced from 3 exons. NCBI's taxonomy places the organism in Eukaryota, Fungi, Ascomycota, Dothideomycetes, Pleosporales, Pleosporaceae.
AUGAUAGCCUUAGGCUACUUCUGGUUGGCAUAUGGCUGCCUCAUGGCUAGAACAGCCAUGAUACCUCGUGCUCCUACUACUUCGACCAUUGCCAAGCCGGAGCCUAUUCUGGCAUCCGAGCCCACAACCUUCACUGCUAAGGCUGCCCGUCAGAACUCCAACGGGGACGAAGAAGCCGCCUUGCACGCACUCGAAGCCGCAACCUUCGCCGCUCAAAAGGACCGGUACCCUGGCGACAUAUACAACGAGUAUACCUACAGCACGUGCUUGGGUGUUUGCGCUGAUGACCACGCCGGGGACCCUACGCCCAUAUCGAUCCAAUCAUCCAUUGGCAACACUACUUUGGAGGAGGUCCGAUUUUUCCAAUGCAACGGAGCGUACAGGAGCUGCCAUGAAGAUUGUCUGAAGAGGCACAAGAAGCUCAUGGGAGAGUGGCCCCCUGCCAACAACCGGCACACCCCUGUCAUGACCUCUAAUACUCUUCGCAACUGCAUGACAACGGCCAACGCGGUUGCCCAAAUGGAUCGAGGAUUUGUUUCAGCUUCCGCGGGUAUGACAAAGGAAGAGUUCGAAGAAUUCAACACCGUAGGAAUGUGCAAUCUACCACUCUUCGAUGACACUAUCAUCUGUCUAGGCAAGUUCCAAAGGGAGAAGAAAGUCUGGGAAACUGAGCACGGCGCUUGA